Molecule: messenger RNA, 1698 nt
Organism: Periophthalmus magnuspinnatus
Lineage: Eukaryota; Metazoa; Chordata; Actinopteri; Gobiiformes; Gobiidae
Product: MHC class I polypeptide-related sequence B-like
Exons: 11
Coding region: 1-1698 (565 amino acids)
Biological process (GO): immune response
Cellular component (GO): external side of plasma membrane
Source: RefSeq, a predicted model, not a curated record
AUGACGCCAAUGUUCUCUUCAUCUCCACACCACAAUCUGAGAGCACUCCUACUGAUCCUGCCCAAACACAAGACAAACCACAAAACCGCAAGCACACAAGGACAAUCACCUCCUAACAGAUGCACCAAGUGCGGAAAACUCCCCACCACAUACAGCUAUAGCCAGCUUAAAGGCAGAAUUUACUACCCCAACUCAGUUCACACUUUGAGAUAUUUUUACACUUCAUCAUUUCAAGUUCCAAACUUCUCAAAGUAUGUUUCUGUUGGAUAUGUGAACGACCUUCAGAUCAUUCAUUACGACAGUGACACAAAGAAAUUGGUCCCCAAACAAGAGUGGAUGAACAAACUCACAGAGGAGGACCCUAGGUACUGGGAAAGAAACACUCAGAGAUGUUUGGAGAAUGAGCAGGCGGGAAAAGGAAACAUAGAAACUGUGAAACGCCGCCUUAAUGUGACCGGAGGUUUGUGUCGUCUGCAGAAGCUCUAUGGCAGUGAAUGGGACAAUGAGACUAGUGAAAUCAGAGGAUAUGAGCAACACUCUUUUGAUGGAGAAGAUUUUAUUUCAUUGGAUUUUGACCCUGAAACUUUUGUCGCUCCAAAACAACAGGCUUUUAUCACCAAACUGAUAUGGGAGAGGGAUGGAGAGGCUGUCAAAGUGAAACACUACAUCAUCCAUGAAUGUGCUGAGUAUCUGAAGAAAUAUGUGCGCCACGGAGAGAGCGCUCUGAACAGGAUAGAGCUCCCCCUGGUGUCCCUGCUGCAGAAGUCCUCCUCAGCCCCAGUCACGUGUCACGCCACAGGCUUCUACCUCGACAGAGCCAUGCUGUUCUGGACCAAAGACGGAGAUGAGCUGCUGGAGGACGUGGAACUUGGAGAGAUCCUGCCCAACAGAGAUGGGACCUUCCAGACUAGUGUGUCCCUGGACCUGUCCUUUGUCCCCCCUGAGGACUGGGACAGGUACCACUGUGCAUUCCAGUUGUCCGGGGACAAAAAUAAGUAUCUGACCAGACUGGACCGUUGCAUGAUCAGGAACAAUGAAGAACUGCACAGCUCUCAUCUCUCCUGUGUCGGCUGCUCUCGCUGUUGUUCUCACUGCUGCUGUCCUUGCUGUGGUCACCUUCAUCUUCCAAACAGCCCACGCCUCAUAACUCCAAGUGAGCCAGAAGUGCAGGAGUUGAACCCUCAGCCACCGGUGAGCUCAUACUCGCCCAAUCCAACCGUGUCCAAUCAGAAGCCCCUAAGCCAGACAGGGUCAGACCCAAACGCCAGAUCGAUGCAUGAGGAGUCAGCGGAAGACUGUUUAUGUGACAAUAUCAGAAACAGGUACGACGUGCUGUUCAAGGCGGUGGGGUCGUACGUGGAGAGGCGUUGGGAACCUUAUGGUUCUUGUUUGGAGCAGGCCCGAGCACUGCUGGAGCUGGCUAAAGCAGACAAGCCGCUGAUGCGUGUGACUGGGACUGGCCCCUCUCCUCCUCUGGACUACAGCGGGCGUCAUGUCUCUGCUCUCCGAGACUUCCACAGCAGCUCCAGGGCCCAGGAGCUAAGUGCGGCCCCAUUGCAGAGCCUCUGUCGGGGGGUGACCCGCAGAGCACUGAGACCCUCUCCUCUGGAGCCUAAGGUCUGGACACUGGACUUACCCCUCGCCCUCAAGGACUACCUCCUGCUGAGCGAGCUGUGGCCCAUCCUAACUGUGCACUAA